GACCAGAAGGUUCAGUCGUAGAGCGCGGUGCACAAGGCUGGCUCUCAGAGGUGCUGCUCACUCCGAAUCGACUGCUGCUUGCGUGGCAUUCAGCCCCCGCAUGUUCGCUCGCUGACACUCGAGCAUACUUCCUGCUGGCUUGCUCGUGAUUCCGCGUUUUUCGCCCUCACCGUUCAGACAUCCAUGCUCGCUGCGUCGUCGCCGCGUCUCCCGCCGCUUCUCCCGCCGCUCAGCCCGUCGUUCGCCGCUCGUCCUCCCCUCGCGCGCCCUCCCUUCAUGGCCUUCGCCGCUCGCCUCCUCUCCUCCUCGCUCGCCUGCCCACGCGCCCUCGCCACGUCGCGCGUCUCCCGGCUGUACCGGCCCUACAUCGCCCUCCCGCCGCGUGCGACCGCCACUGCGACCGCCGCUUGCGUCGCCACCCGCAGCCGCGUGGGUUCCACCGCCGUCGCACAGCGCAGCCCCGUCGUCGCUGCCGCUGCCGUCUCCGACCGUCCCGCGUCCCCUCCUCCCCCUUCCGCCACCUGCUUCACUCUCGGCUCGGCGCGUUUCGCUUCGGCCCCGCAUCUUCCGUCGUCUGUCGCGCCGCGAGUGGCGCUGCGAGCAGGCGGAGCAGCGUCGGAGCCGCUUGAGCGGAGCGAGAAGCGGCGCGGCGUGGCGACGAUGGCAGCGACGCCGUCCAACGCGGAGACGACGGGCAGCGCAGAGGAAGCCCCCCUGGCGGCGCGUCGCUGUGUGCCGUGUGAGGGCAAGGGGCUGCUGCCUCUGGCUGGUGACCACAUUGCAGCACUCCUGGAACAGGUACCGGGGUGGGAGGUGGUGGAGGAGGGCGGCUACCAGCGCAUCCGCCGCAAGUGGCGCACCAGGAACUUCCUCGCGGGCGUGAAGCUCUUAGAGCGGGUGGCAGAGGUGGCCGAGGCUGAAGGCCAUCAUCCGGACCUCCAUUUGGAAGGAUGGAACCAUGCGCGGAUCGACAUCUACACACAUGCCAUCGGCGGGCUGCAUGAGAACGACUUCGUGCUGGCAGCCAAGAUCAACGGCCUCCACAUCGAGGACUUGCUGCGGAAGCCAAAAACGAAGAUAACUGGUUGAACGCGUGCACGCCAUGUAUUUAGCAGGAAGUGGCUUUUUGUGAUUGUGUUGUGAGAUUGCAAGGCAUUGUCAUGUGUUUUGUAAAUAGUGUCCGCGUAAAACUUAAAGCGAGACGUCAAAAUAGUGAAGGCGGGUCUAACUUGAAAGGGCCCA
Messenger RNA from Closterium sp. NIES-67, 1242 nucleotides. Lineage: Eukaryota; Viridiplantae; Streptophyta; Zygnematophyceae; Desmidiales; Closteriaceae. The record is from the annotation of a GenBank genome assembly.